GACUUCUCUAGGAUAGAAUAGUUGAGGAAGGGAAAUGGGAAAGAUUUAGUCAAGUGGGGAAAUGCGAGGACAACAGAAAGAAAACGAAAAAAAAAAAAAGAAUAAAGAAAGAAACCCAUCAGAAGGAGUGCUUGAGGCUUACAGUUCCUCCUAGUAUGACCGAGAUCUGAUCGGCCAACCCAGUCGUUGUCUCUUGUGCCUGGCAUUGCAGUGCUGGGGCCAUUUCCUCACUCCAAACUACGGCGCUGUCAUGGCGGCUGCCUCUACUUCCAGCCCUGUAAUUUCACAGCUCCAGUUCACAGCCAUGAACGAACCACAGUGCUUCUACAACGAGUCUAUUGCCUUCUUUUAUAACCGGAGUGGGAAAUAUCUUGCCACAGAAUGGAACACGGUGAGCAAGCUGGUGAUGGGACUGGGGAUCACAGUCUGUGUGUUCAUCAUGCUGGCCAACCUACUGGUCAUGGUGGCAAUCUAUGUCAACCGCCGCUUCCAUUUCCCUAUUUAUUACUUGAUGGCCAACCUGGCUGCUGCAGACUUCUUCGCUGGAUUGGCCUACUUCUACCUGAUGUUCAACACAGGACCCAAUACUCGGAGACUGACUGUUAGCACGUGGCUCCUCCGGCAGGGCCUCAUCGACACCAGCCUCACGGCCUCUGUGGCCAACCUGCUGGCUAUUGCCAUUGAGAGGCACAUCACGGUUUUCCGCAUGCAGCUCCAUACACGAAUGAGCAACAGGCGUGUGGUGGUGGUGAUUGUGGUCAUCUGGACCAUGGCCAUUGUGAUGGGUGCCAUACCCAGUGUGGGCUGGAACUGUAUCUGUGAUAUUGAUCAUUGUUCCAACAUGGCACCCCUCUACAGUGACUCCUACUUAGUCUUCUGGGCCAUUUUCAACCUAGUAACCUUUGUGGUCAUGGUGGUUCUCUAUGCUCACAUCUUUGGCUAUGUUCGCCAGAGGACUAUGAGAAUGUCCCGGCAUAGUUCUGGACCCAGGAGGAAUCGGGACACCAUGAUGAGCCUUCUGAAGACUGUGGUCAUUGUGCUUGGUGCCUUUAUUAUCUGCUGGACACCGGGACUGGUCUUGUUACUGCUGGAUGUGUGUUGUCCACAGUGCAACGUCCUGGCCUAUGAGAAGUUCUUCCUCCUCCUCGCUGAGUUCAACUCCGCCAUGAACCCCAUCAUCUACUCCUACCGUGACAAAGAGAUGAGCGCCACCUUCAGGCAGAUCCUGUGCUGCCAGCGCAGUGAGAACGCCAAUGGCCCCACGGAAGGCUCCGACCGCUCAGCCUCCUCCCUCAACCACACCAUUCUGGCUGGAGCUCACAGCAAUGACCACUCUGUGGUUUAGAAGGAAGCCAGCCAGCCUCUGUGAAGCUGUGAACCCCCACCCCUAUUGCCAGGGCAAGGUGGGGAGCCAGAGGAGAGGAAGCUACUCCUGUACUUAAACACUAACCAAUGGCAGUAUUUGUCCCUAGACCCAAGAGACUUGACAUAGCCUGGGGAUGAACCUAUGUGGCGCCCCCACCCCUCCUCCUUCUUUGGAAAAUAGAAAGUGUAUGUCUUGCAGUGGAAUUCAGAAACAGACUCUGGGGUGACCGUGUAGCCUUCACCAGCUAGACUUAAAAGAUUUUGUGUGGUUUGGCCUAAGCCAGAAGAGAAAUCUGCCAAAUUGAGCACACGACUUCAUACAGGCUUCCCCUUUAAAAUACAAAACAAGAAACUCUGGAGGAUACAUUUCACUUAAUAAGUAUGUUUAUUCCUGUCAGCGUGUUUCUGGUUGAAAAGACUGUUAAAUUGACAUAGGAGAAUUUUUUUUCCACUAUGGAGGAAAACUGUAAAUUAGAAUGUUUUUUGUGUUUGUUUAGAAAGCAAGCAUGUGGCAUGUGUAUACAGUAUGUUUUUCUUUAAAGAUGAAAGGAUAAUAUUUUAACUCUUCUAGGGGAUAGAAGAAUCUAGUAAAAGUCAGUAUUCAUUUGGGCUGUGGAAGAAACAAUAUCCUCACCACUUGACCUUUUAAGGUAUUGGAACAGGCAUGAAAGGCGGGGAGUGCGAUCUUAUCACCCAAAGAGUGUAUACUCUAAAAACCUGGGAGAAGAUGAAGUGUGGUGGUACUGUCACCACGUAGUUAAGACACCCAAGUGCAUUCUUAUUGCCAGGACAUUAGCAGAUGUUUUUUUAAAGCCUGUGGUUUUCCAAGUUAUAAAAUAAUACAUACUUAAUAUAGAAAACUUGAAAAUUGCAGAACUGUAUGAGAAAGAAUAAGAAAAGAAAGAUUACUGAUAUAACAACCCAGAGGUAGCCAUCUUUACCAGCUCGUGCAUGUAUGCCUACAGACAUAUAUUAUAUACUUUUUUACAUAAUUGGAAUGAUAUUGUAAAUUUUUUUGUAACUUUUUCUUUCAGAAUUGCUAGGUUUUCCUAUGGCAUUAUUAUUAUGUUUUUUUUUUUUUACAAAAACAGUGUUAGCGGCCAUAUAAUAUUCCAUUUAAUGGAUACAGCUCAGUUUAUUUAACCAUUCCUGUAUUGUUGACUAGAUUUUUUUAAAAAUUUUCAUUAUUAUAAUAUUGGAAGAAUCUUGUGUACAUAAGACUUUGCCAGUAUCAUUGAUUAUUUACUUAGGACCUAUUCCCAUGAAGGACCUACUUUUUAAAAUGUGAAAUGUCCUCAUGUGUUUUCACUUUAUAAAAAGGGACAUUCUACUUUCAAACUGCAGGAGUGGCAGUGUAAAUGUCCCUAAAGUUACCUUUUUACAGAAGAAACACAGUGGUUACUCAAGUUGAGAAUGACUUCUUAACAAGAUGUUUCCCAAUAACCAAGAUGACCUAAUGUAGCUAGUGAUUUCCCUCUCGUGUUUUGAGGGAAUGGUGAUCCCAUUCUUGGCAGACACGGUUGUCACGUCGAAUUGAAGAAAACACAAAGAAAUCACAGAAGUGAGUCCAGCAUUGCUCUACUAAGUAGCCUGGGUGGGGUCUGUUAGCAACUGGCUGCUGUGUGUGUGUCUCCAGCAAUCGCCCAAUAGAUGAUCGUCCUCAGAGAUGCCUGGUACAUUGUCCAGGUGACUGGUGGCCCUAUUGAUGUGCUAAAAGGAGAAACGAGGAAGAAAUACAGCCCUGAAGCAGGUGUGGGAAGGUCAGGAGGAUGUUUGAGAGAAAGAAGUCCUGAAGAGAGUGGCAUUCUAGGGAAGGGGAAGGUGAAGUGUGGCCCUUGUCUGCACAGAGGGAAGGCCCAUGAAAUGUGUCUGGUGAACAAAAAAAAGCAGGUGGAGAGCCAGUUAGCAGGAGAAAGAUUUCGCUCAGAGUUUACACAAAAUGCAGAAGUUUUAUUCUGGAAAUGAGUGAAAUGAACUUGGACGUUUAUUAACGCCAUUUUUAUGGGGGCGAUAAGGAUUAUUUGAAUUGAAAUGCAUACUAAUUGGACCCUAAUAAAUCAUUCUCAAUCAGUGUUUGCCAA
Peromyscus maniculatus bairdii (prairie deer mouse) is the source of this 3446-nucleotide messenger RNA. It is a transcript of the gene Lpar1, whose product is annotated as lysophosphatidic acid receptor 1. Gene Ontology annotation, cellular component: membrane. NCBI's taxonomy places the organism in Eukaryota, Metazoa, Chordata, Mammalia, Rodentia, Cricetidae. Gene Ontology annotation, molecular function: lysophosphatidic acid receptor activity. The record is from RefSeq and is a predicted model, not a curated record. Gene Ontology annotation, biological process: G protein-coupled receptor signaling pathway.